AUCGCACCCCACAACAACUAUGAGACACUAUAAGGCGGAAAGUGGCAUAUUGAUACACAUACUGUGGAAAUGCCUCAAAUGUGUGUGCUAUUGGGUAAUAUCCAGAGGCGAACUGACAACUCAUGGGGUCCCCGGGCAAUAGGGGAUCAUUGGGCCCCUGUGUCCUUGCCCAAACUCAAAAUAGCCUAUGAAAAAGGUACCAGGGGCAUCUCAUGGGGCCCCCUACUGACCCCGGGCCCUCGGGCAGUGCCCGAGUUUCCAAAUGGUCAGUCCGCCCCUGGUAAUAUCACUGAUAAAUAAUGUUUUUUCUCU
Molecule: messenger RNA, 312 nt
Organism: Staurois parvus
Lineage: Eukaryota; Metazoa; Chordata; Amphibia; Anura; Ranidae
Source: the annotation of a GenBank genome assembly